Molecule: messenger RNA, 261 nt
Organism: Iphiclides podalirius (scarce swallowtail)
Lineage: Eukaryota; Metazoa; Arthropoda; Insecta; Lepidoptera; Papilionidae
Source: the annotation of a GenBank genome assembly
AUGCUCGAAGCGUCACUUACUAUGGCGGUCGUGUUCGGCGUACGCGAUGGUACGCACUUUCAACAGUUCGCGGCGGGUUCUGUCGCCGUAUCUGCCACUUCCGCUGUUAGGUUAUACAUUCACACUGCACUUGGACGAUCUGAACGCGACAUUACUGGUUCCGAGUGGGAAUCCAACUUACCAGUCGCGAAAUCAAUAGCGCUUUUGAGCUACUGGAGCGAUGAUAAACAUAGAAUCACUUGGAUCCAUCCCUUCUCCGCA